AUGCCAGCGUCCCCCACUCCUUCGUUGACAACCAUCAACGGUGGUUCCAGAGUCGUGCCCCUGUCAGAGCUGGCAGAGACAAGCCAGAUCAUCCUCUCCAAUAAGCCAAGACUCAUCAACGUCACCCACCAAAUCCCCUACGCCUGUACCCUGAUCGACAGAACUGCCAACUACAGCCCUUCAAUCAAUGGAGGUGGUCUUGGUGGGAGUGGUAGUGGAGGUCUGGGGUCUGCUUCCAGCUCUGGAUCGCCUCCUGCGAACAGAAGGUCGUCGUAUAUCUCUCUCCGUCAGCAGCACCAGGCUGCUGUUGCUGCUGCCGCUGCCGCAAAGAGUCUGGCCUCAUCAGGAGCAACUGCAGGGAUCGAUCCUACUGCGACUGGCGCUGCUACUCCAGAGGCAACACCAACAACAACACCAGCACCAGGAACGCAUGAGGAUGGAGAUUGUACUCUGGAAGGACGACGAGGCCAUUCAGCACUCUACUCUGGGAUCAUGUCGCUUCGCAAGGAUCUGGAAACGAUCCAGAUCGGAUGGGUCGGAGAACUGGCAGAUCAGGACGGCUAUAUUGUUCCCUCCAAGAAUUUGAACGAGUCGCAUAAGCAGGCGAUGAAAGAGAAGUUGUGGGCCAAGGAUAAGGUCGUGCCUAUUUUCUUGGAUGAUAGCCGGGCUGCUGGGCAUUAUGAAGGCUACUGCAAAUCAGUUCUUUGGCCGCUCUUCCAUUACAUCCUCUGGGACGAGGCAACAGAUGGACGCAUCGAAAAAAAGAGCUGGGACGACUAUGUCUUUGUCAACCAGCAGUUUGCCGAUGCCAUUUUCGAGCAAUACCAGACCGGAGACAUCGUGUGGAUCCAUGAUUACCAUCUGUUGCUGGUCCCACACAUGCUCAGACAAAAGCUCCCUGGCGCUGCUAUCGGAGUCUUUAUUCAUGCGCCCUUCCCUUCCUCCGAGAUCUUCAGGUGUCUUCCAAAGCGCGUUGAAAUCUUGAACGGUCUCCUGGGUGCCAAUCAGAUCGGAUUCCAAACUUACUCCUACGCAAGACAUUUCAUCAGUUGCUGCACCCGCGUCAAUGGCUACGAAUCAACUCCUCGGGGCGUUGACGCAAUGGGAUCAACAGUCUGGGUCGGCACCUUCCCUAUCGGUAUCGAUGCGGAGCGAGUCGAGCGUCAACGCAAGGCUGCCGAGGUGUUGCCAAAGAUGGACGCCAUUCGCAAAACAUACAAGGGCAAGCGCAUCAUCGUCGGCCGUGACAAGCUCGACCUGGUCAAGGGUGUCCAACAAAAGUUGCAGGCUUUCGAAAAGUUCUUGAACGACUAUCCAGAGAUGCAGGGAGAGGUUGUCUUGAUCCAGGUGACAUCCCCUCCUCUGGUCGAGAGCCCCAAACUGGAAGCCAAGAUUGCAGAGCAGGUCGCUCACAUCAAUGGAACCUACGGAUCGCUCAACUUUACGCCUGUCCACCAUUACCACCAGCACAUUGAUCGGGACGAGUACUAUGCUCUGCUUUCGGUCGCCGACAUUGGUCUCAUUACAUCUGUUAGGGACGGCAUGAACACGACCUCGCUCGAGUACAUCAUGUGUCAGCAGGAAAAUCACGGUCCACUCAUCUUGAGCGAGUUUACAGGAACUGCUGGCAGCUUGAGUGGUGCAAUGAUGGUCAACCCUUGGGACUACCAGGGUGUCGCCAAGGUCAUCUAUGAUGCCCUCAACCUCAGCGAGGAGGACAAGAUCUCUCGUCACAACCAACUCCACAAGCACGUCAUUACCCACACUGCUCAAUACUGGGCCAAGACCUUUAUUGCCGAGUUGAUCUUGAACGUUGGAACAGGAGAACAGUCCGCGCCCACGCCUUACCUUGACCUCCCUAUCAUCACCGAUCAGUACCACAAAGCCAAGAAGCGCCUCCUCAUGUUUGACUACGACGGAACGUUGACGCCAAUUAGAAAGACGCCUGGAGCAGCUGUUCCUCAGGAGCACAUGCUAAAGGCAUUGGCGGCGCUGUGUGCUGACCCCAAGAACAUUGUGUGGGUCAUUUCAGGAAGAGAUCAGAAGGUGCUGGAGGAGUGGCUUGGACAUAUCCCCAAUCUCGGCUUCAGUGCCGAGCACGGAUCAUUCAUGAGACAGCCUGGGGGUCAAAAAUGGGUUAAUCUGACAGAGUCCUUGGAUAUGGGCUGGAAGAACGAUGUUAUUGAGAUCUUUACCUACUACACCGAGCGGACGCAAGGCUCGUUUAUUGAGCACAAGAGGUCGUCGUUGACGUGGCAUUACCGUAUGGCAGAUCCUGAAUUUGGCGCGUUCCAGGCCAAAGAGUGCCAGAACCACCUGGAGAAUGCGGUCUUGUCCAAGCUCCCCGUCGAGAUUCUUGUGGGAAAGAAGAACUUGGAGGUCCGCCCCACAAUUGUCAACAAGGGAGAGAUCGUCAAGAGGUUGUUGAGUCAGCAUCCGGAUGUCGAGUUUGUGAUGUGUGCAGGUGACGACAAGACGGACGAGGAUAUGUUCCGGGCUCUUGUUGGGCCCAACAACAACAACAACAACGCCAAUGCGGCUCGCAGGAACUCUAACGUGGUGGUGGAGCCUUAUAAUAAUGAGCUGGUGGCAGAGACGGCGGAGAAGAUUGCUAAUGCGACCUUGGCGCAUUCUCGGGAGCACUCGCCUGUGAUGCCCCAGUUGCACCUGUCGAGCGGUCAUAUUGCGAAUGGAUUUGCACCGGGAGUUCAGGAUGCGACUCAUUUGAUACCUCCUCACCACCCUGGCACCGCUGUGAGCGCAGAGACGACCACUACCAGCAGCAGUCUGGCUCCAUCUUCCAAUGACCUGUCAAGGUCUUCGAUCAGCACGCAGGGAUCGGCGGGAUCUUUCUCUGUUGGCAUCAACAACGGCAACAGCAGUGGCAGUGCGUACAAUGGAGAGCGGUUCUCGAUUACGAUUGGACAUGCGUUGAAGAAGACUCUUGCCAACUGGCAUGUUACCAGCCCUGAGGAGUUGAUCCGAGUUCUUGGUAUUUUGUCUGGUACUGUUGACUCGUAA
Messenger RNA from Linnemannia hyalina, 3021 nucleotides. Lineage: Eukaryota; Fungi; Mortierellomycota; Mortierellomycetes; Mortierellales; Mortierellaceae. The record is from the annotation of a GenBank genome assembly.